This is a messenger RNA of Cinclus cinclus, 1635 nucleotides long. Its product is annotated as flavin-containing monooxygenase 5-like. Gene Ontology annotation, molecular function: flavin adenine dinucleotide binding; NADP binding; N,N-dimethylaniline monooxygenase activity. The coding region runs from base 10 to 1617 and encodes 535 amino acids. NCBI's taxonomy places the organism in Eukaryota, Metazoa, Chordata, Aves, Passeriformes, Cinclidae. The transcript is spliced from 8 exons. The record is from RefSeq and is a predicted model, not a curated record.
CCGUGGGAUAUGGCUGCCCAGAAAGUAGCCAUCAUUGGUGCCGGUGCCUCAGGCCUGUGUGCCCUGAAAUGCUGCCUGGAUGAGGGGCUGGAGCCCACCUGCUUUGAGAGGAGCAAGGACAUCGGGGGGCUCUGGCGCUUUGAGGAGUGCCCCGAGGACGGCCGUGCCAGCAUCUACCGCUCCGUCAUCAUCAACACCUCCAAGGAGAUGAUGUGCUUCAGCGACUUCCCCAUCCCCGAGGACUUCCCCAACUACAUGCACAACUCCAAGAUCAUGGAGUACUUCCGCAUGUACGCCCAGCACUUCGACCUGCUGCGCCACAUCCGCUUCAGGACCAGCGUGUGCCGCGUGUCCAAGCGCCCCGACUUUGCCAGCAGCGGGCAGUGGGAGGUGGUGACGGAAAGUGAGGACAAGCAGGAGGCAGCCGUCUUCGACGCCGUGCUGGUGUGCAGUGGGCACCACACCGACGCACAUCUCCCGCUCAGCUCCUUCCCAGGGUUGGAAAAGUUUGAGGGCUGCUACCUGCACAGCCGGGACUACAAGAGCCCUCAGUUCUUUUUGGGAAAACGGGUGGUCGUGGUUGGCAUUGGGAAUUCAGGCACUGACAUCGCAGUGGAGCUGAGCCCUGCAGCCAAGCAGGUUUUCCUCAGCACCAGGCGUGGGUCCUGGGUGCUGCACCGGCUGGCCAAUAGUGGGUACCCCUUUGAUUUCAGCUACAUCAGUCGCUUCAUGCAGCUCCUCCAGAACCUCCUGCCUCCAAAUAUCAUCAGUUUCUUCUUGGAGCAGAAGCUGAAUGCCCGCUUUGACCAUGCGCUCUAUGGCCUAAAACCCAAGCACCGGAUCCUUGACCAGCACCCGACCAUCAACGAUGACCUGCCCAACCGCAUCAUCUCGGGCAGGGUACGGGUGAAGCCGAACAUCCAGGAGUUCACGGAGACGUCUGCCAUCUUUGAGGAUGGCACCAGGGAAGAUGUCGAUGCCGUGGUUUUUGCCACGGGAUACAGCUUCUCUUUCCCGUUCCUCGAGGGCUUCAAGGUGAUGGAGAACCAGAUUUCCCUCUACAAAUUUGUGUUCCCCCCUGACCUGGAGAAGCCGACGCUGGCUUUCAUUGGCCUCGUCCAGCCCCUGGGUGCUAUCAUGCCCAUCUCAGAGCUCCAGUGUCGCUGGGCCACCCGUGUCUUCAAAGGGCUGCAGAGCCUGCCGCCACCCACAGACAUGCUGGCUGAAAUCACACAAACCAAGCAGAGAAUGGCUGAGCGGUACGUGAAGAGCCAGCGGCACACCAUCCAGGUGGAUUACAUCCCUUACAUGGACGAACUCGCCUGCCAGCUGGGGGUCAAGCCCAGCCUGCUCACGCUGUUCCUCACGGACCCCAGGCUGGCGGCAGAGGUGGCCUUCGGUCCCUGCACACCGUAUCAGUACCGGCUGCGGGGCCCGGGCGCGUGGGCCGGUGCCAGGGCCGCCAUCCUCACCCAGCAGCAGCGCAUGGUCAGGGCCUUGCAGCCUCGGCCCUGCGGCUGCCGUGCCCCUGCCAGCGCCGCGCCUCACGCCCUCACGGUGCUCUUCAGCAUCACCGUGAUUGUGGCCACCCUCCUCUACGUUUCGCUCUCUCCCUAGCCGAAAGGGAAUGAGACU